Molecule: messenger RNA, 2879 nt
Organism: Porites evermanni
Lineage: Eukaryota; Metazoa; Cnidaria; Anthozoa; Scleractinia; Poritidae
Source: the annotation of a GenBank genome assembly
AUGGAUUUAAAACAAACGUGUUUGGCGAUUAAUUUUCACAAGAGUGAAAAACUUUUAAUAGUAAUCUGGUUUCACAUGAGGAAACCUAACUCGCCUUCUUUUUAACAUAUUAAUUACCUUUGUUGUUUUAAAAUUUCAUAUAAUGGAGCUCGUCCUUGGUAUUGCGUGUUUUAAGUUAUUAAUCAAAAACACAACCAGGAUAACAAAUUACCAUUUGCUUCACUUUUUCUAGUUUCAACGUACCCCUCUGUAAAAUGAUUAGGAACUGAAGCCUUCAAGACUUUGAAAAUAGCAAAAUGGCCAGAGAAAUGACGCACUUGUAGAAAUCAUUCAGUGAAUUUAUUGUUUCAUUGUCAUGAAAGUUAUGCUUACAGAGUGGCGGGUAAUAAUUGCCCUUUUUUUUCGAUUUUUGUUUACUGAGUGAAUAAUAAUAAAUUUCCUGGUUGUUGUGUCGGGUUUUAAAACUCUCGUGGCGAGAAAGGAGCACUAACUACAAGAAAUCUGGACAAGCGAGGGUGUUCAAGGGUUCCUUCUAGGACAUUCAAGGAGCCAAAAAAGCAGGAUAGCAGCGCGCUGCUGUACAAAUCAGUACUACAAAAAAGUGGAUAAAUCGGUGCACACUCCGACUAAUUUCUCAAAGAAACUAGAUUUACAAUCUGAUACUCUACUCGAUUUUUAGGUACAGUAUGGAUGAAGGGGUAAUUUAAGCAUUAUUUAAAGAAUACAACGUGUUUCGGAUGAAUCAGUAUCCACUAUCCAUCGCCAGUUCACAUAAUUGUGACCUUAUAUAAAGUUUGAUAACUAACUUUGUGGAUCAUAAUGUUGAAUGUGAUUACGAUUUAACUUACUUGAAGACUCUUAUUUUCCUGUUCUCUGUCAUUUGUCUUGAUUUCCAUCCACCUUUUGAGUUGUAUUAGCAAAGUUAAUUACAUAAAACUAUGAUAAUUAAUUGUAAUUAGUUAGUCAGAGUGAUUUUACUCGAACCGUGAAAUAGGUAGUAGAAUACUACGCAAUNCUAACUUUGUGGAUCAUAAUGUUGAAUGUGAUUACGAUUUAACUUACUUGAAGACUCUUAUUUUCCUGUUCUCUGUCAUUUGUCUUGAUUUCCAUCCACCUUUUGAGUUGUAUUAGCAAAGUUAAUUACAUAAAACUAUGAUAAUUAAUUGUAAUUAGUUAGUCAGAGUGAUUUUACUCGAACCGUGAAAUAGGUAGUAGAAUACUACGCAAUAUUUGUUAGUAUCUGUUUCACGCUUCAAGUAAAAUCACGGCUCUAUAAUGAUCACCUUUUGCAAUUAUGAUCCUUUGUUGUCUAUCUCUAUGUAUGAUUACAAUUUUGUGAACUUUAGUAACCUGACGAUGGAUGUUGAUAUAUCCCAAGCGAGUCGGUUGUGUUCUUUAAAUGUUCAAUUUUCAUUUUACUACUACUGAAUUUCGAUGGACGAUAAAUUAUAUUUGCUUUAUGUUUAUCACCUCAGUUAGAUUCAGAUUCUAGGUAAGUACACUGACUCGUUUUAACUUCUUGCUUGCAGUUAAGUUUAAAGUCACUUGCGGAGAAGGCAUUCUUGCGUGUGGAUACUCAAUCGGGAUUUAACUUGCUCACGGCGGCGGUCGUUGAAGGGAAUUACAACGUUAUUUUGAAGUCGCACGGGCUACUAAGUGAUUUAGAAAUAAUGAUGACAGCAGUAGCUGAUACUCUCGCAAAUCUUGAAACCAAAAGGCCUGAUCAUCGCGAAAUUGAAAGCCUUUACCGAGAGACAGUGGAUAAAGUCAAUACACUGUCAGAGCUGCACUGGUGUAAACGUGGUAAUGAUGCGGAGAACGCAGUAGAGCUUGUAUUAAAUGAUGGCCUGGAUAUAAACACCCCUGCAUUGUGUAAUCGCACACCUUUGGUGUGGGCGAGUCUAUCAUCUUCUGGUGAGUUUAUUGAGACCCUUAUCGACCUUGGUGCCAACGUUAAUGCUCAAAGAACCGAUGACAAAGUUAGACCUUUGAUCUCAUCUGUUUAUUGGAAAAACUUCAUGGCAGUGCACUUGCUUUUGGAUCAUGGAGCUGAUGCUAAUAUCGCUGGAGAUGAUGGAUAUACUCCACUGCACAUUGCAGUGACGAAGGGUAACCAAAACCUUGUCAAAUUAUUUCUGGAAAAGAACGCGUUAGUAAAUACUCAGAAUGCUGAUGGCGAUUCACCACUGCACACGGCUGUCAGCAAAGGAUUUUUCUAUAUUACCAAGCUUCUGGUAAAAAAGGGAAGCAACGUCAACCUUCAAAAUAAAGAAGGAAGAACCCCUCUUUUCCUUGGUGUGAUGAACAAACAUGAACAGCUCAUCAAACUCUUGAUUGAAAACGAGGCUGAUGUAAGUAUUGGAUACAAGGAAGACUCAACAGAUAGAUUUUACCUUGUUCGUGGGAAAGAGAAACACACAGGUAGAGCAGCUUGGCACUAUGUCCUGGUGAAGAAACAUUUACUGGGUUUAUUUCUGAAGCGAACGAAUGGAGGCAGUCUUGAUGUGGCAGAUUUUGGAGAUGUUCUUGGGAGUGGUUGGGGAAAGGAUCCUCCAAAAGGCACAGGAAGCAAGCUUCAUAAGGAGCACGAGUCUGUGUUUAAAGAAAUAGCUGAUACGACCCUUCUUCACAUUGCAAGCAAUCAAAUCAACGAGCCCGAGAUAAUCGAUCUUUUGGUUAAGUCCGGGGCGAAUGUCAACGCCCAGGACGCUGAAGGGUUCACUCCCCUGCACAUGGCAGCGAUCCAUGGUAAUCUAAAAAUUGUGAAAAAACUUGUUGAUCUCGAAGCUGACGUUAAUAUCGCGACAGCCGAUGGAAAGAAUGCUGCUGAGUUAGCUCACUUGAAUGAAGAAUUGGAAAUUGAGGAGUAUCUCGAGUCG